Raphanus sativus (radish) is the source of this 3377-nucleotide messenger RNA. RefSeq lists its product as uncharacterized. The record is from RefSeq and is a predicted model, not a curated record. The coding region runs from base 274 to 1161 and encodes 295 amino acids. NCBI's taxonomy places the organism in Eukaryota, Viridiplantae, Streptophyta, Magnoliopsida, Brassicales, Brassicaceae. The transcript has 2 exons.
GUAAAAAAAUAAAAAAAAGAAGACAAAAGGGGAAAAGGGAUUUCCCCAACCCUAAUUUUCUUCGAUUUCUUCUCUUCUUCGCCGUGGAGGUCUCCUUCAAUGGCGAUUCUUCACUGACACUCCCCUUUCUCUUGUGUUCUUCAAUUUCUUGUGUUCUUCGAUCUCUCUUGUCUCUAAUCUCUUCUCACCGCAUCUUCCUCUUCAAUAUCUUCUGUUCUUCCUCUUCGUCUCUUAUCAAUCCUGACGAAAUCGGACUCUUCCUUCUCACAAGAUAUGUCUGAGGAGCUACCAAAGAGGAUUUUUAAUGAGGGCGACGAGCCCCAAGUGACUCAGAUCAAUAACAACUGCAGGAUCGACUACAUUAUCAAGAAGUUCGAGAAGUGGAUGCCAAAGGAGUUUGCUGAUGUGAAGAAAGAUCCGGUUUUCUCUCAGGUUUUCAAGCUUCAUGAGAAUGGUCUUGGCUACUCCGCGAGAGUGAUACACAGCAUCUUGUGCAGGGAGCUUCUGACUUACAUGAUGCACGAGCUGUGGUUUGUUUUCGCUCGAAGGCCACAUCGAUUUUCACUCCAAGAGUUCCACGCAGUGACCGGGUUUGAGUGCAGGACUAGUCUUUCACUUAAGAUUGACUUAGAAGACUAUGCAUAUGACGGUGGUUUCUGGAGCAAGGUCUUGAAGAGGAAAGAUGAAUCCAUUACACUCUUCAACCUGUGGAAUAAGGACAAGGCAGCUGUGAUGAAGUGGAAGAAUGCAGAUCGCAUUAGACUGAUCUACUUGGCCAUCAUUCUCUGUGUGGUUUUGGCGAGAGAUGAGAAGGCCAAUAUCCCCCUCAAAUACAUCACACUGGUCAUGGAUCUGGAGAAGUUUCGGAAGUAUCCUUGGGGAGUUGCGGCUUACGACCUUCUCUGCAGUUCGAUAGCCAAAAACCGUCACAAACUGAAGGAGAAGACAACAAGUUAUGUGUUAGAUGGAUUCUCAUACGCCUUGCAGAUUUGGGCUAUGGAAGCUGUACCAAAGAUUGGUAAGCUUUGUGGAAAGAAACUGGACAAAAGCUUUGCUAAUGGUCCUAGAUGCAUCAACUGGAGGGGAGCUGCAAAGGUUUCAUAUGAUGAGAUCAAUAGGCUGGAGCAAAUCUUUACAGCAGAGGUAAUUUUCUGUAUUUAAAAUGACUCUUCCAUGCGGCUUGAAAUGAGUUUUUAGGAUCUGACUUUCAUAACUUUUCUUGUGUAGGAUGUCAGCUAUCCAUACAUCUCAUGGGCAGGGAAUAUGGUUGUAAUCCGAAGUCAGGAAUUUAGCAGAGAUGAUGAUGUCGAGGAUGACAGGGUCAAUGUUGUGAUGGAGUUGAUACGGGCUAAGCAUGACUUCAGUGAGCAUAUUUGGGAAUUUGAAGAAACUGAGGUUUCUUUAGAUCUUAAUGAUGAAGCACCAGCGAAUGUUGAAGCAGCUGAGAGUGAGGAAGAGUUCGAGACUCCACAAGGAUCAAAUAACGUAAGCUCUACAUCAAGAAGAGGUAAGAAGAGGGUCCCUGAUCGUGGUAUGGAAAAAAGGAAGCAUAAGGUUCUCUCUAGUGCACCAAAGCAAGCGCCUUUUAACGAAGACAUGAAGGCUUUCGUGACACAGUUGUUUGAAGACAACUUCUCUGCAAUGGAAAAGAGGCUACAGAAACAGAUGUCCGAGACAUUUGAGCAAAUGAAGUCGGGCCUCAUUGCUUCCCGAAAAGAAGCAAGCGUUGAAGUUGAGCAUAGAGGGCCUUCACCGUCCAAGGCAACAACGAGCCAACCACCGUUGAGGAGGUCCACACGAGGGGUAAAGAAACUCUAAUCUUCGCCAAUCUCUGCAAUGUUUUUUUCUCUUGUUUAUUAGAUGGUUUCGGUGUCUGUUUGUGUUAUUGUCUUAUAUGAUAUCGGCCUGGAUUUUGUUGUGUUUUAUAAGGUCUCGGUUUGGAUGUGUGCUUGAUGUGUAAGUGUCUUGUUUGAAAUUUAUGUAAUGGUUGCGAACUUGUACUAAGAUAUUUAUGUAAUGUUUUAUUAAUGUGAUGGAUAUGUGGUGUUAUUAUUGUGUUGUUAUGUAAUGGUUGUGAACUUGUACUAAGAUAUUUAUGUAAGUGUCUUGCCAUUGUGUCUUACAGGAAGCAGUCGCGAGUCCAGUUAAAUUCAGUCAAGAUGAUGAUAUCUUUCGAGGGAUAGGUACUCAAGGCGUUGAAAAUCUUUCUCAGGCUUCGCAUGUGCCCGAAGUUGAUCCAUCUCAGACAGAUAAGGAAGAAGAUUGGUGGACUCCAAUGACUACAGCACGAGGUUCACGAGCUAAAGACAAAACACCACCUCCGUCACAGUGGAAGAAAUGGUCUAAAGGAAAUGGCAAAGGACCUCAGCUUAGUGAUACACCAUUGCCACAAGAUGAUUCUCCUGAGUCGCAACUGUAUUAUUUCUCUGAAGAAUCAUGGGACAGAUUCACGCAAUGGUCUAUGAAUCCCAUACCUUUGCAAAUUGGUCCUACAAUCUUCAAUUCGACUGUAGCUACAAGGAUAGUAUGUGCUGGAAAAUGGCUUGGGAACGACGUAAUGAUUUCUUUCUUUUGCUAAUUUGAUGGAUAUAUCUUCCUUGGUGCUGAGUUUAUGGUAAUUUUCAAUGUUCAGGAAAUGGAUGCUUAUAUGUUUAUAUGGCGAGUUAAAACAUCUUUGGGACGUUGGGGCCCAACCCGUGUUGCUUUCAUGUCCGCUAUUUUCAGCCUCCAACUCAACGCCGCAUACAAUGUGUUCCACCCUGACAAGAAAUCUUACCAAUUGCCUGAGUUUCUUCUUAGUUACGGGAGAGGAGAACUUCCAUCUCAUGGGCGGACUGAUCUAGUUUGGGGCGUUGAUAUUGAUCGUCUAUACUUUCCGUUGUUUGUGAACGGUAAUCAAUUUUGUCCUCUACACUUCGAUGUUCUCUUUUCUGAUCUUAAAUUUACUUAUGUCCAUUGCAGGUAAUCACUGGAUUGCUGUCACCGUAAACAUCAUUGAAAGAAAAGUGGAAGCUUUUGAUUGCGGUGGGAGAAGGAAUAAGAAUAGGCAAUCCCUUGAGAAGUUUGCUCACAUGAUUCCUAGGAUAGUGAAGGCCGUUGCACCACCUGAUAGACAGAAGAAGCUACUCCUGUCACCAUAUACUAUUGUGGAAGUCCCUAUGAAGAAGAGAUUGAACAAGUCAUGUUGUGAUUGCGGUGUAUACGCACUCAAACACUUGGAGUGCCUACUGCUUGGUGUCGACAUCAGCUUAGUGGAUGACGAAAUCAUCCAGGGUUGCAGACAAAAGAUUGGUGUGGAAUUAUGGGAGGCUACCCAAGAUCCCAUUUUCACUGAUGCUAUGACUCGAUAUGUACCUUCACCAUGGGAGAGGUCUGAG